Molecule: messenger RNA, 865 nt
Organism: Polyodon spathula (Mississippi paddlefish)
Lineage: Eukaryota; Metazoa; Chordata; Actinopteri; Acipenseriformes; Polyodontidae
Gene: phpt1
Product: phosphohistidine phosphatase 1
Exons: 3
Coding region: 82-456 (124 amino acids)
Biological process (GO): peptidyl-histidine dephosphorylation
Cellular component (GO): cytosol
Molecular function (GO): protein histidine phosphatase activity
Source: RefSeq, a predicted model, not a curated record
AGCAGUUUGUGUCGGCAGAGACCAAAAAGUCACACGAAAGACUUUUUUUUCUCUCCCUGCGUUGCGUUGGCCUGUGCAAAGAUGGGUGAGAAGCUGCUGUGCGCGAUCCCCGAUGCAGAUAUAGACCCGGACGGGGUGUUUAAAUACGUGCUGAUCCGGGUCCACAGCACCGACAAGAGGGGGGACACGCCGAGCAAAGAUAUCGUGAGGGGCUACGCCUGGGCCGAGUACCACGCUGAUAUCUAUGACAAGGUGGCCGCUGAGCUGGAGAAGGGGGGCUCCUUGGACUGUGAGUGCAUCGGAGGCGGCAGGAUCAACCACAACAGCCAGCAGAAGAAGAUCCAUGUCUACGGGUACUCCAUGGGAUUUGGUCGAGCGAAUCAUUCUGUUUCCACGGAGAAGCUGAAAUCCCGCUACCCAGACUAUGAGAUCACCUGGGCAGACGAGGGCUAUUAACACUGGAUUGAAUUGUGAAGAGACAGCAAGCAGAGUGGACUCCUUCAAUACUGAAGAGACAGCAAGCAGAGUGGACUCCUUCAAUACUGAAGAGACGGCAAGCAGAGUGGACUCCUUCAAUACUGAAGAGACGGCAAGCAGAGUGGACUCCUUCAAUACUGAAGAGACGGCAAGCAGGCUGGACUCCUUCAAUACUGAAGAGACGGCAAGCAGGCUGGACUCCUUCAAUACUGAAGAGACGGCAAGCAGGCUGGACUCCUUCAGUACUGAGGAGCAGCACAGAGUGCUUUUGUUGUUCUUAUUGUGCUGUCUCAAUUUCAGACCCCACAGGAGAAAAUAACCCAGUUCUUCUGGAAAAUCGACGGAUUUAAUUAUGUGUAAGGGAAAUUAAAAGUGAUAUUUAAAUGCU